This is a messenger RNA of Rhododendron vialii, 2671 nucleotides long. RefSeq lists its product as uncharacterized. The record is from RefSeq and is a predicted model, not a curated record. NCBI's taxonomy places the organism in Eukaryota, Viridiplantae, Streptophyta, Magnoliopsida, Ericales, Ericaceae. The coding region runs from base 187 to 2259 and encodes 690 amino acids. Gene Ontology annotation, biological process: lipid metabolic process. The transcript has 9 exons.
AUGGUUCGGAGAUAAUUUCGAUUAUCAGGUAUCAAUCGGUUCGGUUCGAAUUACUUAUUACCUGGAAAUUGCUUCUUUACGACAAGAAUCAUCGCCGCUCGCAUACUCUCUCUCUCUCUCCAGAAUCUGUGAUUGGCUUCCAUUUAGAUCCCAGCUGAAUUCUUUCUAUCAACUGUACCGAAACCAAUGCAACGGCUCGUUGAUAACGUCCUCGCUGUUGCCAAAGAGUCAGUGAAAACAAUCACUUAUGAGUCGUUGAACCACAUUGUGAGGCUAAUAAAUGGAAUUUCAGCCCUUCUGUUAGCCAUUUUACCGGGGAAGACUUCUAUACUUGAGGGUAUUCAUGGCUGGGAGCUCAGACCAACGUUUCGUGGACCAAAGUUUCCACGGUGGAUGGAAAAUGGGGUGUCAUCUUUCAAUCAGUUCAUCCAUGAACUUUCUGUGGAUUCUGAUGCGUCAUCAAGCGUUGGUUACUCAUCUGGCGAAGAAGAUUGUGAUGAUAACAUAAUUCCAGCAUCUCCAUUAUCGCAAAGUUCCAGGGUCUCUAGGGCAAGUAGUUUCAACAAGUUUGGCAGGCGCCAGACACGUUGGACGAGACUCGUAUUUUCAUUGCUUUUAUGUCCUUUGAAAUUUCUAUUGGGCAUACCACUAUACCUCUUCCAUUCAUUGUGUUACAGGGGGGUAGCAAGCCCUCGUGACACACACAGUUCCAAGCUGUCGCGUGUCCGCUCUACGAGGGUACAGGCUCUCAAGGACCAUUUUAUCCAACGUACCACUGACAGGAGACGUGGAGUAAUAGAGGAUCUCCAUCUGGCAAUUGAAAUCUAUAUCGAAUCAAUUUUUGAAUUUGUUCACAAGGCAGCACAUAUUGUUCUUUCACCAUCAGAAAUGUUCAGAGUACUAUUUGGAUGGUUUUCUUCUCAAAGCAAUGGGAGUGAAGAUAUUGCUGGUGGUGAUUUGAAUGCCACUGUCCCUACUUCUACUCUUGGAGAGGAUAAUCCAACUCCUACUGAAAGGAAAACAAAUUUUCAUCCCCUAAAUACAGAUGCUCGCACCUGUCGAGAUGUCAUAACAGAGCUUGGGUACCCAUAUGAAGCUAUUCCUGUGGUUACUGCUGAUGGAUAUGUUCUCCUGCUUGAGAGAAUCCCAAGACGGGAAUCACGGAAGGUGGUUUAUCUUCAACAUGGGAUAAUGGAUUCAUCUAUGGGUUGGGUAUCCAAUGGAGUCGUUGGUUCUCCAGCUUUCGCUGCUUUUGAUCAAGGUUAUGAUGUUUUCCUCGGGAACUUACGUGGUUUAGUUUCCAGAGAGCACGUGGACAAGAGUAUUUCCUCGAGGCAGUAUUGGCACUACUCCAUCAAUGAGCACGGUACUGAGGAUAUACCCGCGAUGCUUGAAAAAAUUCACGAAGUUAAGGUUUCCGAAUUGAAGUCUACUCAUCCUCUACUUGAGGAGGAAUCCAACGGAGAUGAACCCUAUAAACUUUGCGCAAUUUGCCACAGCUUGGGGGGAGCUGGGAUUUUGAUGUAUAUAAUUACACGCCGGAUUGAAGAGAAACCCCAUAGGCUCUCAAGAUUGAUCCUAUUAUCACCUGCUGGCUUCCACGAUGAUUCCAACUUGAUGUUCACAGUGGUGGAGUACAUAUUUCUUCUGCUUGCUCCUAUACUUGUACCCCUCGUGCCUGGCCUGUAUAUACCCACAAGAUUUUUUCGUAUGCUGCUCAAUAAGUUGGCGCGUGACUUCCAUAACUACCCUGCAGUCGGAGGACUCGUUCAAACCCUAAUGAGUUACGUCGUCGGUGGGGACAGCUCGAACUGGAUAGGAGUGAUUGGGUUGCCCCACUACAACAUGAACGAUAUGCCCGGAGUUUCUCUUCUCGUUGCUCUUCACCUUGCGCAGAUGAAGCGGGCGAAAAAAUUUCAAAUGUUUGAUUACGGGAGUGCAGCUGCCAAUAUGGAAAUGUACGGAUCUCCUGAGCCAUUGGAUUUGGGGGAAUACUACGGGCUUAUCGAUGUACCCGUUGAUCUUGUUGCAGGCCAUAAGGACAAGGUGAUCCGCCCGUCGAUGGUCAGGAAGCACUAUAAGUUGAUGAGGGACUCGGGCGUGGAAGUGUCGUACAACGAGUUUGAGUACGCUCAUUUGGAUUUCACUUUUUCUCAUCACGAGGAGCUUUUGGCCUAUGUGAUGUCCCGGUUAAGACUAGUGGAGCCCGCUCGAAGGCUCUUCAGAGAAAAUUCUGUGAGAUUGAAGAAGAAAGAGUGAGGUAGCUGAUUGUUGUUGGAGAUCAGGCAAAACUCUCAUCACUUCCUUUUUCUGGUGAGUCGGGAAUUUGCUUGCUUAUUUUGUUUGUUCAUACUGGGCUUGUAGAUGACGUAAUAGAGAAAUACAUGUAAUUAAUCAUAUGGAGGUGUACUGUACAUGCCUUAGUUAUCCUCCUUGAGGGUGCCCGUAUGGGGUACCAUGACUGGAUGUUUGUGUACCUGCUAGGAAAGUUAAACUGGUUCGAUGAAUUUGUCAUUUGUAACCUUGUACUUUAUUGGUUGGCUGAACGUUUGAGUCUAAUGUCGCCCAAAGUUGUCGGAAUUUAUUGUAUCCGUAGGGCAAGAUGAAUCUGGGAACUCUUUGUCAGGAAAAAGCUACUCUUAUAUAAAUUAUGAGCAUAGUUUUUUCACUA